Molecule: messenger RNA, 3712 nt
Organism: Oryzias latipes (Japanese medaka)
Lineage: Eukaryota; Metazoa; Chordata; Actinopteri; Beloniformes; Adrianichthyidae
Source: RefSeq, a predicted model, not a curated record
ACCGAUUGGGCUGCCUUAAAAAGGGCAAGCACGAGUCUGUCUUUACGCCGUCAACCUCCGCCUUCUGCCGCAGCACAGAAAUAGAAAGCUUUGGCAGGAAGACAAACUCGAGUAGACCGGCCGAGGGCACAAAUUUAGUCCCUUAGUUUAUUGGAGCUGCGAAGUUGUUUUUAUUUUUAUGAUCAGUGUCUGUCUUCUUGUGCAUCAGCAGCGUUAGGUCGAAAAGUAAGCUAACCUUCCCGGCUGAACACCAAAGCCGGCGGCUGUUGAUAACACAUAGGUGGCCACACAAGAGUGUUUACUACUUCCGUUUACCUGUCAUCGAGUUCGUCAAACACCUUCCAACACGUGUAUUAGUUUGAGGGAAUGGCGCUGGACUUCGCCGCUGGAUGUGUUGGAGGUGCUGCUGGUGUUUUAGUUGGGCAUCCAUUUGACACUGUAAAGGUGGGUCAAUAUUCUAAUAUGCUGAUCAAUAUUCUCACUUUUUUUUUCUCCAUUUCAAACUGUUUGCUUUACUCCAGAGAAGAAUCUGAAUCCAAAAUAUGGGAAAGAUGCACAUUUUAACAGCACAAGCAGUAGAUCUCCACUAUUUAAGGGGCAUUAAUUAAAAAAUUAGACUAAAAUUUGUCAUAAAGAGUAGUUUUGCUUUGCACAAAGCUUAAUGUCAGCUCAAACUUUUUAAAAAUAUAUAAAGUAAAGGAGAAUUUUACAUUAUAAAAGUUUGUUUAUUAUUGUGAUUUUAUUAUUAGGGUUAAAUUUGCUGUGUAAUGCUCUGUAAACCUAGUUAGUCAUUAAUUCUAUGUAACCUCAAGGUUGCAGAAUGUAUCUUAGCAACAUGCAGUGUUGGUUGCAAAGUAAACAUUUACCCAGGUGAUGAAAAAGAUAUUUGAAAGGUUUAGAAAUUGAGGCUUUUUCUAUAAAAUCAAUCUGUAUGUUUUCUUAAAUUGUUUGAAAUCUUCCACUUGGUUUUUAAAAAAAAAAAAAAAAAAAAAAAAAGGUGGCGAGGAAGUGUUAAAAAAUGGUGACGUGGUAGCAUCGAUUUCAGAGGCACACACAGAUGGUGAAUGGUUUGAUUGGAGUUCUUUUACACCUUGCUUUUAAUGUCAUUUCUCCCUGAGCCGGUGUCUGCUUGGGGCUCGGGGCAGCUGUCUUUAACAGCAACAGUGUCACUGUGUUGUAGAUGAGAGAGAGAAAUAUACAACCUCUCCACGGAAAUGUGACCUAGUGCGCCUUCAGGUUCAAAAUGUGGACAAACCUUUGUACCGUGGGACAUUUCAUUGCUUCCAAUCGAUCGUACGGCAGGAGUCGAUGCUUGGUCUGUAUAAAGGCAUCGGCUCUCCGAUGAUGGGACUGACCUUCAUUAAUGCCAUAGUUUUUGGUGUUCAAGGCAACGCCAUGCGGCGACUUGGCAGCGACACGCCUCUCAACCAGUUCCUGGCCGGAGCUUCCGCCGGAGCCAUUCAGUGCGUCAUUUGCUGCCCCAUGGAGCUGGCCAAGACGCGCAUGCAGAUGCAAGGGACUGGAGAGAAGAAGUCCAAGAGGAAGCUGUACAAGAACUCGCUGGACUGUUUGGUCAGAAUCUACAAGAAGGAGGGCUUUCGUGGGAUCAACCGCGGCAUGGUGACGACGUUUGUGCGCGAGACGCCCGGCUUCGGCGUGUACUUCCUUGCCUACGACGUGCUGACGCGUUCGCUGGGCUGCGAGCCGGAAGACCCUUACAUGAUCCCAAAGCUGCUGUUCGCCGGCGGGAUGUCCGGCAUCGCCUCCUGGAUCUCCACUUACCCGGUGGAUGUGAUCAAGUCACGUCUGCAGGCAGAUGGAGUGGGCGGAGUCAACAAGUAUAGUAGCAUUAUGGACUGUGUCAGACAAAGCCUGAAAAAGGAGGGGUGGAGAGUCUUCACCCGCGGACUGACGUCCACUCUGCUGCGGGCGUUUCCCGUGAACGCCACGACCUUUGCCACCGUGACUUUGUUUUUAAUGUACAUGAGGGAGGGAGAAGAAUGUAGGAUCCAGGACUCGGAGCCCCAGCCUGUGCAGCUGCAGCCUCUUCAGCAACAGACGCAGCCGACCAGCAUGUAAGGCGUUGUUGUGCACGUCACUGUCAGAGCUUCCGUUUUUAAGAAACGUCUCGCACGGGUCUAUGACCUGUAGACUGGUUCAUGAUUACAAAAGAGACCUGAACUCCCAUGUUGGCAGGUAACAUUUUAAGGAAUGUAUGUGAAACUAAAGGCUGCAAAUUAAUGCACAUGCUUUGUACAUGCUGUUUUUUUUUCUUUUGGUUCUUUCCCAGAUUUUCUUUUGUUGUGACAUUGAUGUCCCUAAAAUGUAGAAUUAUGCUUUUCGUUUUUUAUUUUUUAUGCUGGGUUCAGAUAACUAUAGAAUACGAUCUGAUAACUAGCAGCCAUUCGUGCCCAAAGUCCUGUUUGGAUCCUAGAAUAAAACCUAAAAUCUUGGGCAUGCUUGUGAUUUACAAUCAGAUCUAUUGUACACUGAAGUUUUUUUGUUUUCAACCAAACAGCAUUGAUGUAUUUUCUGAUAAAGGGAGUCUUUUUACAGUUUUAUUUUUAAAGUUUGUGGGGUUUUUUCAGGUUACAGAUGUUCUAUAUUGUGGCUGUCUAGAAAUCUUUAACUGGAUCCAUUUGCACGGUCAAUUGUAACCCAACAGAGUAUCUCUGUCAUGAAUUUAGCUUUAGAAAUGUAGAACUAUGGUAAAAAUGUGACUAUUUUACUGUCUAACAUAAAGGUUGUGGUGGAUGGUUAAGCUGUAAUGGUAGAUCUACAGUUAUAUAUUGCCUGGAAAGAACAAAAUGUUAAACUACAUCUUUCUAAUGGAGACUGUGCUGUGAUACAUAAAUAACUUUUAUGUUUAGCACCAUCUGAAAUGCAUGUUCAAGUUGCCCUGUUGACAAAAGCACCUUAUGGUACAUGUAUGUUUGUGUGGUUAAAGAUGGAAUUACAGCCCUGUUGUCUGCGUUACAAUCAGUUCUAUUUUUGUGUAAUUUAAUUAUUCCAGCUUGAUCUCAACGGAGGUAAAAAAAAAAAAAACUUAUUACUGAAGAUGCUUCAAUAAAAAAAAAAAUCAGUUUAUUUUUCUAAAUCUCGUUAAUGCAAAGCUUUACUGAACGAAAAGCUAUAAAUGUGAUGUGUUCACAUUGUUCCACUAGGGGGCAGCAUUGGACCAGUUUUGUGCUGUUGUGCCCCACCUAGAGGCAGAGGGAGUAAUUACAACUAAUUCUCAAAUCUGUAGGUCAGCUGGACUGUGAGCAGUUAGUUUCCGCAUUUUUAGUUUAUCAAAGGACUAAUUUAGCAGGUUAGAAAUUAAUUCUAUUCACAUUUUAAGUAUUGAUUAAUAUAAGUUUGUUACAAACUGGGAGGAUAGUUAUAUUACAGGAUAAUCUACGGUUUGUCCUGCAUUUGUGGCUUAGCUGGGGACUCGUGUGGCACAAGACUUGACAAGACUGUAAACAUGGAUUCUAUAAUAUAGAAACUAUUUGAUAAUAUAAUUAGACUUUUUAAAUGACACUUCUGCCCCCAAACCAUGUUGGUUUUGACUGGUGAAUUCCUGAUGUCUUUGUAGAAAAAAAAAGGCUGUUGCUUCAGUGUUCUGUGUCUGUAAAAUAAUUUUGAACCAAAAAUGGCACGACUCCAAUGACACUUUUCUUUGGAAUGACACUUUUCUUGUGUAAAUAAAGUUGUGCUUUAGAGUUGUAAA